Messenger RNA from Cannabis sativa, 6487 nucleotides. Its product is annotated as protein REDUCED CHLOROPLAST COVERAGE 1. Bases 381 to 5945 code for a protein of 1854 amino acids. The record is from RefSeq and is a predicted model, not a curated record. Gene Ontology annotation, molecular function: protein binding. Gene Ontology annotation, biological process: organelle organization. Gene Ontology annotation, cellular component: cytoplasm. Lineage: Eukaryota; Viridiplantae; Streptophyta; Magnoliopsida; Rosales; Cannabaceae. The transcript has 25 exons.
UUUAUUUUGUUUUUCACAAUAUUCUCAUUUCCUUUUUUUCGUUUUUUUCAUUUUUAUUUCUUUCAAUAUCUUCUUCGCCGUUAUUCCCUCUUCAUUAUCCAAUCUCUAAAACCCACCUCAGACUCAGAGCAGCCCUCUCUUCAUUCAUGGCUUCUCAAUAAAUUUUAUAAUUGCUCUAAAUAAAACCCAUCUCUGUGUGGCUAUCUGUCUCUUAUUACUCAACUACUCUUUCCUUAUCGUCUCUGUACUUUCACAGUGCAUUAAAGAAAACUUUCCUUUUCAUUCCUCCAAUUCCGAUAGCUGUUUCUUCUACUUGGUGCACCUAAUCUCUUAAGAGUUUCAAGCUUUGAACUCAUUUCAAUUCAGUAGAAAGCUCAAAAAUGGCGCCAAAGAACAACCGUGGAAAGGCCAGGGGAGAGAAGAAGAAGAAAGAAGAAAAGAUUCUUCCUGUUGUCAUGGAUAUGACUGUGAACCUUCCUGACGAAACCCAUGUUAUUUUAAAGGGAAUAUCGACGGACAGAAUCAUCGAUGUUCGCCGAUUGUUAUCGGUUAACAUAGAAACUUGUAACAUCACUAAUUUCACGCUAUCCCAUGAGGUAAGGGGGCCCCGCUUAAAAGAUACGGUGGACGUUGCUGCACUGAAACCCUGUAUUCUAACGUUGGUGGAAGAGGAUUACGAUGACGAAACCGCUACGGCGCAUGUUAGACGAGUGCUGGACCUCGUUGCCUGUACGACGAGCUUCGGUGCUUCGCCGGCCGGAAAGGACCAGAACACUAAGCCCGAUGCUUCGGUUUCAGUUGGCGGUGGUAAAGGUGCGUCGGGUGCGCAGGAGAAGAAUUCCAAGAAAUUCACCAUCACCAAGUCUCAAGGUUCUUCAGGACCCACCAAACAAGAUGUGGCGGUGGUGGAUUCAGAGGCCGAUUUGAGCCACUCGUGUCCUAAGCUUGGCGCCUUCUAUGAGUUCUUCUCUCUUUCCCACCUCACUCCUCCACUGCAAUUUGUAAAGAAAGUGAUGAGACGGCAAAUCGAUGAGAUUUCGGCGGAUGAUCAUCUUUUCUCUAUGGAAGUGAAACUUUGCAAUGGAAAAGUUGUUCACGUGGAAGCUUGCAGGAAAGGGUUCUACAGCGUUGGGAAGCAGAGAAUUCUGUGUCACAAUCUCGUUGAUUUGUUACGACAGCUUAGUAGAGCUUUUGACAAUGCUUACGAAGAUCUUAUGAAAGCAUUCUCAGAACGUAACAAGUUUGGGAAUCUUCCUUAUGGCUUUAGAGCCAACACAUGGCUUGUACCACCCUUUGCAGCCCAGUCGCCACCAGUUUUCCCUCCGCUCCCCGUAGAGGAUGAAACGUGGGGAGGAAAUGGUGGUGGGUUAGGAAGAGAUGGAAAAAGCGACCUCAUUCCUUGGGCCAAUGAGUUUGCUUUUGUUGCAUCUAUGCCUUGCAAGACUCCCGAGGAAAGGCAGGUUCGGGAUAGGAGGGCAUUCCUUCUUCACAGCCUAUUUGUUGAUGUCUCCAUUUUCAGAGCCAUUAAAGCCAUUCGUCUUGCAAUGGACAAACCAGAUUUGAUCUUUCCAGCUGUGGACAGUAAAAUUCUGUAUAUUGAAAAUGUUGGGGACUUGAGCAUCACAGUAUUGAAAGAUGUUUCAAAUGCAAGCAGUAAGAUAGAUACUAAAAUUGAUGGACUUCAAGCAUUUGGAGUUGAUAAGGAACAUCUAGUUGAAAGAAAUCUUCUGAAGGGGAUUACCGCUGAUGAAAAUACCGCUGCUCAGGACGUUGCCACUCUGGGGGUUGUGAAUGUAAGAUAUUGUGGUUACAUUGCAGUUGUGAAAGUUGAGGGUAAGGAUGAGAAAGCCACAUCUCCAUAUCAGAGCAGUGAAUUUCUUGAUCAGCCUGAAGGUGGUGCCAAUGCCCUUAACAUUAGCAGUUUGAGAUUACUACUGCAUAGAACACCAGCUUCAGAACAUAAUAAGCCUACAUCUGAUUCGCAAACAUGGGAUCUUGAAGAGCUUUCUGCUUCCCGUGCUUUUGUUGAGAAACUGUUAGAAGAAAGUCUUGCGAAACUGGAGCAAGAGGACGUAAAGUUGGAUCAAUUUGUAAGAUGGGAACUUGGAGCCUGCUGGAUACAACACUUGCAGGACCAAAAAAAUGCGGACAAAGAUAAGAAACCAUCCACUGAGAAGGCUAGGAAUGAGAUGAAGGUUGAGGGACUUGGGACACCUCUUAGGUCGCUAAGGAACAAGAAGAAAGUAGAUGGAAGCAAUGUGAAAAUGCAACUCGAGAAACCGGAUGGCAUUACUGCAGAAGCAGAGGGUGCCACAUCACCUUCUAUAGAAUUUAAUGUUGAAAUCAGCGGCAAAGAAAAUGAGCUUGCUCUGAAGAGGUUGCUGUCUGAUGAAGCCUUUGUUCGACUGAAAGAAUCUGAUACUGGGCUUCAUUGCAAGUCUCUUCAAGAACUAAUUGAUUUAUGCCAGAAGUAUUAUUUGGAAGUUGCUCUUCCCAAACUGGUAGCAGAUUUUGGUUCUUUAGAACUUUCACCAGUUGAUGGUCGAACUUUGACUGAUUUCAUGCAUACUAGGGGUCUACGGAUGCGUUCUCUGGGACAUGUUGUAAAGCUUUCAGAAAAGCUAUCUCAUGUGCAGUCACUUUGCAUUCAUGAAAUGAUUGUAAGAGCUUUUAAGCACAUUCUUCAAGCAGUAAUUUCUGCUGUUGAAGACAAUGAGAAAAUGGCUGUAUCUAUAGCUGCUACAUUGAAUCUGAUGCUUGGGAUUCCUGGAAAAGAUGAAUUUGAUAAGUCUUGCCAUGUCCAUUCUCUCGUGUGGAGAUGGCUUGAAGUAUUCUUGAGAAAGCGAUAUGACUGGGAUCUUAGUAGCUUCAAUUACAAAGACUUGAGGAAAUUUGCAAUCUUACGCGGUCUAUGUCACAAGGUUGGUAUUGAGGUAGUUCCAAGGGAUUUUGACAUGGAUUCUCCAAACCCAUUCGGAAAGUCGGACGUGGUCAGCCUAGUUCCAGUGCACAAGCAAGCUGCAUGCUCUUCUGCGGAUGGGAGGCAGCUACUAGAAUCUUCAAAAACUGCUUUGGAUAAAGGAAAACUUGAAGAUGCAGUUACAUAUGGAACAAAGGCUCUUGCAAAGCUUGUAGCAGUUUGUGGUCCAUACCAUCGGAUGACUGCAGGAGCUUACAGCCUUCUUGCGGUAGUUUUGUAUCACACUGGAGACUUCAAUCAGGCUACAAUUUAUCAACAAAAAGCCCUGGAUAUAAAUGAGAGAGAAUUAGGACUUGAUCAUCCAGACACAAUGAAGAGUUAUGGGGAUCUUGCUGUGUUCUAUUACAGACUUCAGCAUACAGAGCUAGCUCUCAAAUAUGUUAAGCGUGCUCUGUAUCUUCUGCAUCUGACAUGUGGUCCAUCUCAUCCAAACACUGCUGCAACGUACAUUAAUGUGGCUAUGAUGGAAGAAGGGCUUGGAAAUGUGCAUAUUGCCCUGAGAUAUCUUCACAAAGCUCUGAAAUGUAACCAAAGGUUACUUGGGCCCGACCAUAUUCAGACAGCAGCAAGUUACCAUGCAAUUGCAAUUGCUCUCUCAUUAAUGGAAGCAUACCCUUUGAGUGUUCAACAUGAGCAGACAACCCUGCAAAUUCUGCGAGCGAAGCUUGGUCCUGAUGAUCUGCGUACACAGGAUGCUGCUGCCUGGCUUGAAUACUUUGAGUCGAAGGCUUUUGAACAACAAGAAGCUGCACGAAAUGGAACCCGGAAGCCUGACGCCUCUAUAGCCAGCAAAGGCCACCUUAGUGUAUCCGAUUUGCUUGAUUACAUUAAUCCAAAUCAUGAUGGGAAAGGCAGGGAUGUGGUUGCCAGGAGGAAAAACAACUUUAAGUUGAAAGGAAAGUCUUACCAAACUGUCAGCACAGCAAGUUCUGAUGAGUCUCCGAAAGAAACACCAAAAGAGACUUCAGAUGAAGAGACACCUAUUAUUGAACCACUAAUUGACCCAGAUGUCAGCCAGGAGACCACGUCUGCACCUGUUGAGCCUCAGCUAUCUGUUUCAGAGGAGGCUACUGUCGAAAAGCCAAAUGUUUCCACCGAGGCAUCUUCUGAUGAUCUUGCUGAAGGAGAAGGAUGGCAAUCAGUUCAAAGGCCUAGAUCAGCUAACUCAUAUGGGCGACGUCUUAAGCAGAGGCGGGCAACUAUUGGCAAAGUCCUUACUUACCAGAAGAAAUAUGUGGACAAUGAGAUUGAGUAUCCUGUAGCAAAGAAUAAUGCUCAGAAUAGUAGGUAUUACCUUUUAAAGAAAAGGACAAUGUCUCAUGGAGGUUAUACAGAUCAGCAUACUGUCAAUCCCUCCCAGGGUACUAGGUAUGGUCGGAGAAUAGUGAAGGCUGUAGCCUACAGGGUCAAGUCAAUGCCUUCAUCAACUAAACCAGCUACACCAGACACGUCUAGAAAUAGUGGCUCGGGUUUGGGUUCGCCAGUAGAACCUGACCGAAAUGCUUCACUAAAUGAGACCAAUAGCCUGAAAAAUCCUAUAGUCAGUCUUGGAAAAUCUCCUUCAUACAAGGAAGUAGCUUUGGCUCCACCAGGUAGUAUUGCAAAGAUGCAAGUUGGGAUGCCCCAAAAUGUUCAAGAAAACCUUGAACGUGAUGUUGAAAAACAUGAAGAGGAAACAAACGAAACCAUUAGAAAUGUUGAUCCAAUAGUUACAGGUGUAGAAAAUAUACUUGAAGAGAAGAAUGAUAUUUCUUCACAUCGUUUACCAGAGGAAACAAAAGUUGUGAUAACAGAAGAUCAGACUCAUUCAACUAAUUCAAUCGAUGAAAACUCUUCUUUGAGAGUGUUUGAGAGCCUGGAUGGACUUCGACGCAGCAGCGUUGAAGUUCGUGAAGUGGUGGAAGAUAGUGUUCUCAUUGAUGGGUUGCAAACUUCUUUUGCUGUGCCAGAAGUGGGACUGUGUGAGAAGAACCCGUCCAGCAGUUUUGAACUCCAGGUUAAUUCAAACCCCAACUUUCCAGCAACAGAGGAGUUGAGGGACAAAUCUUCUGCUGUAAAUUCAGUUGAUACACGCACACUUACAAAUAAGAAGUUGUCAGCAUCUGCAGCUCCUUUCAACCCUUCACCAGGCAUUGCACGUGCUGCUCCUGUUUCCAUGAACAUUACUCUUCCUGUUGGUCCUGGUGGUGUUCCAACUAUUGCUCCCUGGCCAGUAAACAUGAAUCUUCACCCAGGGCCUGUCAUAUCCCCUGUGAAUCCAAUGUGCUCCUCUCCUCAUCAUCCAUUCCCAUCUCCUCCAACAACCCCAAACAUGAUGCAGCCAUUGCCCUUUAUGUACCCUCCUUUUACUCAACCACAAAGCAGUACCUUCCCGGUAACAAGCAGUGCGUUUCAUCCCAACCAUUUCCCAUGGCAAUGCAAUAUGAACCUGAAUGUACCAGAAUUUGUUACUGGUCCAGUUUGGCAUCCUGUGGAGUUCUCUGUUCCGACACCUGUUGUUGAGCCAAUUACUGAUCCUGUAUUGGAGCCAAGAGUACAGCCUGGUGAUUCUGCUCCAAUGUUGCCAGUAGACAUUGACAAUAUGGUGGAGGUUAAGAGAGAAGUGAAUCUUCAAGCAUCAGAGGCAGUGGGUAACAUGAAUGUAGUUGGGUCUGAGAAUGUAAAGGAAAAUGGUCCUCAGAAGCUGGUAGGACCUGAAAAUGCUGAAAAUGAACCAAAUAACAUCAGUAAUGGAAAACCUGGAAGCAGUGAUGUAAGCAAGAUGGAUGGUGAAAAAACCUUCAGCAUUUUGAUUAGAGGGAAAAGAAACCGUAAGCAGACUCUACGAAUGCCUGUUAGUUUACUCAGUCGACCAUAUGGCUCACAGUCCUUCAAAGUUAUAUACAAUAGAGUAGUCAGAGGGAGUGAUCCUCCCAAGUCAACCAGCUUUUCUCCAAGUGAAGAAUGCCCAGCCAGUGCUACGUAGCCCCUUUGUCAUUCUUGCCAUCCUGGUAUAACAGUCUAUGAAAGAAGAGAGAAAUUUAAACCUUCUAUCAUAUGCAUAACUGGGACAGCACAGGACCGGAUCUUCUUUGGCUUUCAUAUUCAAAACAUCUAAACUUUGUUCUUGCAAAAAUUCAGAUUCACAAAUGGAAAAUUUCACUUUUGGACUUCCACGAGCCUUCUUGAGGUUACAAUUUUGGCUUUCAUUGAACAAUAGGAAAAUUUGCUAUUUGGACCACAACAUUUAAUACUUGAAUUAGUUUUCUUUCUUUUCCCUUUUUUCAUAGCAGUGACUUUUCCUAAUAUUAUUUUGUAUACGACCUCAAAUUUUGCCUUUUUAGUUUUUGUUUUUUGUGGUUUGGACAGGCAAACGAUAUUUUAUUGAUCAAGUUUGCCAAUAUCUUAUCUGCUUUAUUUUCUUUUUGAAUUGUUGGCAAUGCAAAAUAAGCUGUUACCGAUGAGACCCAUAUGUUUACCUUCUGUACAAUUACAAACAUCUGAAUACAAUAUUUGAUGUUGCAUCUA